UCAUUCAGACUCUGAUACUGACAGAAGAAAGUCUGAAAGAUGUUUGAUUUUAAAAAUGUAAUGAUCCUUUAACAAUGGUGGGGCAUUACCAGUUUUUACCAGUUCACAUUAGCGUUCAUAAUUAUUUGAAUGGUGCAGCUGAGGCUGUCUGGCCAAUCCAAAAAUACUGUAAAAGUAAAUUAGGAAAAAGCUGCGGUAUAGAUUUGAUCAAACUUUGAUUAAACUUUGUCAUUCCACACGUCACUGUUACAGAUGCAGAUUGCAUCUAACCAGAAUUGCAAAAGAAGUAACUGAAAACACUGAAUAAGGAAAUUCACAUUGAAGAAGUGAUACGUACUGUAUCUACUGUAGACAGGCGCAGUGGUGGCCUGGCAGUUAAGGAAGCACACUUGGAUCCGGAAGGUUUCAGAUUCGGAUCCGCCAGCUGCCAAGUUACCACUGAGGUGCUCUGAGCAUGGCACCGUCCCCACACACUGCUCCACUGUUCACUUUAGUGAUGGGUUAAAAGCAGAGGUCACAUUUGGUUGUGUGCAAUGACGAGCAGUUUACUUUCCUUUUUCCACUUUCCUGCACGUUCCACAAUAUUCCUGGAGCUGAGCAGCAAGACCGUGAAGGACAGGAGUGAAAUCAAUUGCACCACUGUUCAGUUUCAUCUGCCAAAUGUCCAAGAGUCACAGUCUUUCGUGGUCUGCAAGCUGGACGAGGGCCACAGCAUCAAGACCGUCAGUGGACAGGACCUGCAGGGUGGACGUCCUCCAGAUAAACCCCAAAAACUAAAUUGCCACCUGACAAGAAGCUCAGACUUUAUAUACUGCUCAUGGAUGAGUGGAUCGCAAACAUACAUCUCUACAACCUACAAUUCCUCAAUCAGCAGUGACAAUGGGACCUGCGUGUAUUCAAAUCACAUCCAGGAUGCUGAAGAAAUAAAAAUACCAAGAAGAACAUUAGAUGAAAACACUAAAUAUGAGUUCACUAUUACAGCGUACAACUACUUUGGAGUCUCACGCUCAAACCCGUUCAUCCUGUGCGUAAAGGACAUAGUGAUACCAGACACGCCUUAUAUCACACAUAUAGGGUUUAAGAACACGUUCGUGGCAGUAGAUCUGCAGUGGAACACCACAGAUUACUCGGCGCACCUGAGGCCCUCCGUCAGACUGCGCGUACCAAAUGGCUCCUGGGAAGUGAGAGAGGAAACAGAGCUCAAUGAUACCCUGAUAAGAGUGGAUAACUUAAAGCCUUUGACUGACUAUGAGUUCCAGUUGAGGACAUGCAACUCCACGUCACGACUCAAGCACAUCACUGAGGCCGAUUUCACACCCAGCAGUCGGUCACUGUGCAGCAAGUGGAGCCCAUCUGUGAUGGGACGAAGCCCAGGAAAAGGUCCAUCUAAGCCCCUGGUUGUGUGGAGGACAGUCGACAGCUUUCAAAACGUGACUGUUUUAUGGAAGCCUCCACCUCCACAGGACUACAGCGGUGAUGUUUACCAGUACAGAGUUUUUCUGAGUAGGAAUGAUAUGGAGGACGUCGUCUGUCCUGCAAGUUCACGUUCACUACCAGUACCAGCAGAGGUCCAUUCAGUGAGCAUCAGUGCUGUCACCUUGUAUGGGUCUUCCCCACCAGCUAAUGUGCCGCUUGGACACUCAGGUGACCUCGGACCUGUUCUGAGAGACCCGACUCCCUUUGCUAACGGCAUAGCUGUGCGGGUAUCCUGGUUUGGGCCAAGAACUAAAAACUGGUCUACAUCUGGAGAACUUCUGCAAUAUGUGCUAGAGUGGACGAGCGUACCUGAAACAGAGCCACAAUGGCAAGAGGUUGACAAAAAUGAAGACAACACUUUAAUCACAGGUCUAACUGCAGGUGUCAGAUACAAAAUCUCUCUAUAUGCCGUGACCACCGGGGGUGUUAGCAGUCCAUCAUCUACCUUGGUCUACUCCAAAGAACAGAAACCAGCAUCUGGCCCCGACCUGUCAGUGUUGGGCCAUGAGAACAAGAUGAUUAAGAUUCUUUGGGAGAAGCUGCCUGUAAACCAGCAAAGAGGCUUCAUUAGAAACUACACCCUCUACAUACAAGCUCUGGACACCGGCGAUAAGGAGCUCAGGGUGAUGUUGCCGGCUUUUCCCAAACAGAUGUGGGUGGAAUGUCCUGAGGGGACUCUGUCUCUACAGAUGACUGCGUCCACUCUAGCAGGAGAAGGACCACGGAGCAACAGGAUUGUAUCUCAACCUGCAGCAGGCCUUGUGAUUGAGGUUGUUGUCACUAUCACCUUCUGCAUAACAAUCAUAGUCAGCCUCAUUUGCUGUAGGUGUAUUAGAAAAAGGAUUAAACAAAGGUGUUUAUCCUGGGGACCUGCAUGGCUUAGUCACACUUUACCAAAGCCUGGAAACAGCAAUGCCAUUCGACUGCUACAGCAGGACAGAUGUGAACCCUGUUUCGGGUCCAUUGACAGUGACCCUCUGCUUUCCCCCAUCACUUUGCUCUCCUGGGAGGAGAGGGAGGCCAUGUACCCCAUCAUUCAUGUUCACGUUCAAGUGUCGCAGAAACGACUGGAACAAGGUUCAGUAAAGAUGCCUGUUUUAGCCACAGAAACUGGGACGGUGCCUGUUGUUGGUGAGCUGCACCACGCCAGCUACAAGCCUCAUAUUGGUGAGUUGGCUUCGCAGGUAGACAAAGAAGAAGAAGAACAAAAGGAUGUGGCAGCAUGUGUGAAGGAGGAAGUCUGUCCUAGUGCAUUUGGAGGCUUGCUCUCCAGUGUGGAAGUGGAUUGUCCCGCUGUACCCAAGGGAACAGAUAUCAGUUCCGUUAGCGAUGGCUCGUGGCCUAGACCUUCUCACACAACAGCUGUAUCAAAGAUAAACUUCUGUGAGGGGACAAUGGAGACGCAGAGCCACGGUGAAGUCAACGACCCCCCUGUGAAGUUCCACCACGCUGACAUGACCAUGGCAGACAUGGCAGACACUUGUCUGUCUCAGAGAACGGUGGAGACUUUACUGGCUAAAGGUUACUUUCCUCAAAUACCUGUCAGCAGCUCUGCCCUUUGUGUAACACAGCGUUAGCUGCAACCAUGGAAGUAAAAACAGCAUUAUAUAAAGACUGCUUGAACAAGAAUUAUAUAUGUAUUUCAGAGCUGUCAAAUUAUAUACAUUUUUGAUCUGAUUUAUCAUAUGGUAUCUAUGGAUUAAUCAUGAUUCUGAUUAUAAUUAAGUCACAAUAAUCCAGAUAAACUACUAUUACUAAAUGGCAAAAAAAGAACGUAGAAAUUUGUCAAAUUUUGUAAAUUGUUAUAUAUAUUUGGUAAUUACCGUGCUUACCGUGUUUGUAGGCUAUGUGGAAAGUUAUUUUCAUAACCUUAGUGUUUGUCCUUAACCAUGUUUAUCAGUCCAAAGUCCCUUUACGACCCAUUUGACAUCACAACAGUGCUAGAUAAAAACGAUAAAUACAAUUUUUGGGGAGUUUACCCGCAACAGGUUAAUGUCAGAAUAGCUCCUUAACUUUAACCUCAUCAGAGCCAAUCACCUUCAAAACCUUUGCACUUAUUUUUUAGGACUGGGACAAGUUGUCUGACUUCUUCAGUGGUAGUCAAAUCACACUCUCUAGAUCAGGGGUCACCACCGUGGUGCCCAGGGUCACCUGGUAGCCCCUGUGGACUACCUACUAACAAGAGGGUCCAAAACUGUACUGUUACUGUGCUUUUUGAAUCAGUUACACUGGCAGUGAUAUUCAAGUGGAUGCAAUGACUAUGGUGAUCUAGAGUGUCUACUACUGUAUGGUUUGUUCUGGAAGUCUGUAUCAAACAAGUAGCUCUUCGCAUUACUAAGUACCCGUGAAGUAGUUCUCUGUUUCAAAAAGGUCGGUGACCUCUGGUCUAGAGGGUCUCUCUUAUGUCAACACAACGCAAACAAUAUUGUGUCAUUGUUAGGGCCAAUAGACAGUGUGUAUAUAUAUAUAUGUACUGUAUAUAUGUAAAUAUAUAUGUAUAUAUUUAUAUAUAUGUAUAUAUGUAUAUAUUUAUAUAGUAUAUACUGUAUAUAGUAUAUGUGAUCCUUGGCUAUUACGUCUAAAUGUAGGAUUACAAAGUGGGAUUAAUAAGGAAAUGUAUUCAAUGGAGUUUCAUUUUUCCAUUUUGUAAGUUAAACCAUUACAAAAACGUAUUCCACUGAGUUAAUUUUCAGACAACCCAGGUGUAAUUUUACCUUGAGACGUUUCAAUGUCGAGUGAGCUCUCUUCUUUACAGUAACACUCACCAUUAAAACAUCAUUUUACGUCAAGGUAAAACCACACCUCCGUUGUCUUAGUAUAAACUAUGUAUAAAAUAAACAGUAGAAAUGUA
Molecule: messenger RNA, 4327 nt
Organism: Cynoglossus semilaevis (tongue sole)
Lineage: Eukaryota; Metazoa; Chordata; Actinopteri; Pleuronectiformes; Cynoglossidae
Gene: il23r
Product: interleukin 23 receptor
Exons: 15
Coding region: 534-3053 (839 amino acids)
Molecular function (GO): protein binding
Source: RefSeq, a predicted model, not a curated record